AUGUGUCCACUUGUCCAAAUUCCGCAGCUGACGUCAGCGCUGAUCAUCUCAGUGGGCACGACGAUCUACGCCAUCUACCAGGAUGUGUCUUUCGUGCUUGAAGACCACUUCUUCUCGCCAGCCGCCUUCGUCAUCGCCAUCGGGGUCAUCAUGCUCUUCGUGUCUCUCUUCGGAUGCAUUGGAGCCCUGAAGGAGAGCACGUGCUUGGUCAACAUUUUCGCAGUGAUACUGACUCUAGUACUCGUGCUGGAGGUGGCAGCGGCCAUUGCUGCAUACAGCCUGCGCAGCCAGAUCUCCGGCAUGUUGAACGAGAACCUGCGCGCGAGCAUGCCCGACUACUACAAGGACCCUAUGGUGCAGGAGUACUUCGACUUCAUGCAGUCUAGGAUGAACUGCUGCGGUAUCGAAUCUUACCUCGAUUGGGGCGAUGUGAAGCCUCCAAGCGUGGCCACCGGUAUCACCUACGGCAACCUGACCGUACCGUCUUCGUGCUGCGCUGAGACCAGGAUCGAAAUGCUGGCUGAAAUGGAGGUGGAAGAGUGCACCAAGAUGUACUCCAACGGCUGCAUGCCCAGAGUGUUCUACUUGGUCUACCAGAGCGCUGGUCUCCUGGGCGCUGGAGCUCUGACCAUUGCAUUCAUUCAGAUCAUCGGCAUCGUCUUUUCCUUCUCCCUGGCCAGUGCUAUCCGCAAAGCGAAGAACGACCGCGAGCGCAGGCGCUGGGAGAUCCAGGAGCGCGUGAUCAAUGCGUACACGUCACUGAACCCUAACGACGAGAAGCACCCACAAAUAGUCUACGUACCCUUCCAGGGACAGACCGUAGCUUAAAUGUCAGCAGCAAUCAUACGUGAAGGGACCGCAUUACAAAAGGACGCCCGGAAGUCAAUUGAGAGUUCAGACCCUCGUAGUAGAACGCCUAAAUCUAUGCUUGAGACUGAAUUGAAUUUUGUGCGUCGUUCUGUAAUAUGGGCUCUUAUUAUGAAACAAAAAUCGAGACUCGAUCAUGAUGAAUAAAUUCAAGUCUUACCUAAUUGGACAUUCAAAAUUAAUUGAAAUAAUCAUGAUUAUGCUUAAUUUUAUUUGAAUCAAGUUUUGAGUGUGAUUUCAUUUCGUAAUAUUUUGGGGCGUAAAAGAGAAUUCACGUUAUGAUUCAGCGAAAAAUAAGAUUUGACAUUCCAUUAUUAUUUAGGUUGUAUUUUAAAUAAAUGCCAUAGUUAUAAAUUCAUAUUUUAAAUAGUUGCAAAUGCUAGUUGCUUCGUAAGACAAUGCCUAUUUUGUUGUUUUAUUUUAUUUCACAAUCCUAUUACAUUUCGGGAUGCAUUUCAGGUAUACUUUUUAGUGUUACUUUCUCUAACCAUAUCAGUUUACUACAUAAGAUAAAACCAAAAUAAAUUUAAAACAUUAGAAUAUAAUAUUAAACCGUUACAAAAGUUUAAUAAGUGUAUGGUACUUAUAUGUAUGUAUAAAAUUAUAAAUUUCACAGUUUAAACUACGAAUGACUGGUCAAUUAUAAUAAUGAACUGUUUUAUAUGAAUCUAGUAUUAAUAUAAUAAAUAUAUUUUAUUGAAUAAAUUUUAUUUACACUUUAAA
Ostrinia nubilalis (European corn borer) is the source of this 1590-nucleotide messenger RNA. Its product is annotated as CD63 antigen-like. The record is from RefSeq and is a predicted model, not a curated record. Lineage: Eukaryota; Metazoa; Arthropoda; Insecta; Lepidoptera; Crambidae. The transcript is spliced from 5 exons. Bases 1 to 828 code for a protein of 275 amino acids. Gene Ontology annotation, cellular component: plasma membrane.